Molecule: messenger RNA, 8957 nt
Organism: Dermacentor andersoni
Lineage: Eukaryota; Metazoa; Arthropoda; Arachnida; Ixodida; Ixodidae
Product: potassium voltage-gated channel subfamily KQT member 1-like
Biological process (GO): potassium ion transmembrane transport
Cellular component (GO): voltage-gated potassium channel complex; membrane
Molecular function (GO): voltage-gated potassium channel activity
Source: RefSeq, a predicted model, not a curated record
AGAUCAGAGGCGGUGGAAAGGCCACGCGCCGAUGGGAAGGCCUCCGCUCCUUCCCGCGCGUUCCCUACGCCCCUCUUCCUCAUCCAGGGGGCGCCAGCGCCCGCGUUCCCUUCCUUUUUCUCCCCAUCCCGGUUCCCUCACGGCGGGCACGCGUCACGACUCCGGCGCCAAAAUUAGGCGGGAGCUCGCCGCGACCCGAACGGCGCGAGACAGCGGUCUCCGCGAAACGGCCUGCGGGGCUGGCCGGUGCAUCCGGCGAAGAAAACACCGCCAGCUGAGGAUACGAACCAAGAGAAGGUGGGGGACGCGUUUAAAAAAAAAGAAAACUAAGGAACCGGGUGAAGUGCGGAAGCUCGGUCUUCGUGUUGUGUGGUGGUGUUGAACCUGCGGCGCUUCGUCGAUAGUGCUGUUUCUUUUUCUUCUGGAAGGAUAUGUUGUGCGCACGUCGACUAGAGUAGCAUGCGAAAGGGUGGAGAUAUUAUCUGCACUGCACUCCAGUAGCGGACGCCCGGGACAAGGAGCCUGCGUGGGCUGUCGGCGAUGCCACAUGACGAAUGCGCCGGCGCUUCCCAGGUAAAGGAACAAGGUACGAGGUGCAUCGCCGGUGCAGUGAAGGAUUCUCCCCGACGCAGCAAAUACAGCUCCUACAAAUAAAUAUGGCGGCCAUGUUCACACCGACGCCAUUCUGGUUGACCCCUGGCCAGGUGGUUACCUAAGAAAAGCCGAAGGCUUCGGCUUGGAAAGCGCGCGCUCCGCAUCAGUAGUGCGCAGUGCUGGCCUGAAAUGACGAACAAAGUGCCCGGUGACCAGUUGCUGCCCGUUAUGGACACUGGGCUCAGACCAGAGCCGCAGCGUCAGUUCGAAAUGGAGGGUAAAGCAUCCCUUCUGGGCUAUUCGCCAUUUUGCAGCCCCAUGGUCGACGACCGUAGCUCCUUCGCCAGGACAAACCUAGGGGUCUUUCCCUUCCGGGAUGGCUGCAAAAAGGGAAAGAUGACCUUCCAGGGAAAGGUGUACAAUUUCCUUGAGCGACCGACGGGCUGGAAGUGCUUCCUCUACCAUUUCUCAGUAUUUCUAGUUGUAUUGAUUUGCCUCAUCUUCAGCGUCCUGUCCACCAUCGACCAAUACAGCGAUUUCGCCAUGUCAUCUUUGUACUACAUGGAGAUUUUUCUCGUAGUCUUUUUUGGAAUGGAGUACUGCGUCCGGCUUUGGGCUGCCGGAUGUCGGAGCAAGUAUCUAGGAUUCUGGGGCCGGUUGCGGUUUGCUCGAAAGCCCAUUUCUAUCAUAGAUCUCAUCGUCGUUGUCGCUUCUGUUGUGGUCCUAGUGGCCGGGUCGAACGGCCAGGUGUUUGCUACCUCAGCCAUCAGGGGAAUCCGUUUUCUCCAGAUCCUGCGCAUGCUUCACGUCGACCGGCAGGGAGGCACCUGGAGGCUGCUCGGGUCCGUAGUAUUUGUACAUAGGCAGGAGCUCAUCACAACGCUGUACAUUGGUUUCCUGGGCCUGAUCUUCUCAUCCUACUUCAUGUACUUGGCCGAGAAAGACGCCAUGGGCAUCGAGGGAAAGUCCGAUUUCACAAGUUACGCCGACGCCCUCUGGUGGGGAGUGAUAACGGUCACAACCAUCGGCUACGGCGACACUGUUCCUAGAACCUGGAUGGGGAAGAUUGUGGCCUCCUGUUUUUCUGUUUUCGCCAUCUCAUUCUUCGCAUUACCCGCGGGCAUUCUAGGAUCAGGGUUUGCAUUGAAGGUCCAACAGAAACAACGGCAGAAACACUUCAACCGUCAAAUACCAGCGGCUGCCACAUUAAUUCAGUGCCUGUGGAGGUGCUACGCAGCGGAGAAAACUUCCCGGUGCGAAGCCACUUGGAGGAUUCACGUCAAGGAAUCCAACCAUGGUGGCUACAACUCGGGAACACCACUCAGCAGGGUGGCCAAGAGGGCGAGCGUGCUGCGGCGACGCAAGUCCAAGCAAAAGAUCGACGUGUCCAACUACUCGGCCAACACGGCCGCCAACGAGACGGAAGGCGACUCGCAGGCCGAGGACAGCGCCAAAUUAGGCGAGUGGACACUGCUUUCUGAACGCGUCCCGACAAUCAUGGAGUGUUUAGUUCCUCCGUUCUCGUUCAACGCAGGGCAGCGAAGAAAAACGAUAUCGACGUCCAGCGCAAACUGUCACGACGCAAACAACGAAUUCGUCGAGAUCGACAUGGACGAAUCGCCUCAAGUGACCAGCCUGACUGAAGCACACAAAAAUGCCAUUCGCGGAAUACGCAAGAUCAAGUACUUCGUGGCGCGAAGAAAAUUUCAGCAAGCACGUAAGCCCUACGACGUUCGUGACGUCAUCGAACAGUAUUCUCAAGGGCACGUAAACAUGAUGGUGCGAAUAAAGGAGCUACAGCGGAGGCUUGACCAGACGCUUGGGAAACCUGGUUCCUAUCUGAACGAAAAAGGCAUGAAGCCAAUGACUGUUGGAGCCAGGCUGCAUCGAAUGGAAAUGCAGCUCAUGUCCUUGGAGCGAAAAGUGGACAGGGUUCUGUCUAUGCUGGAACUAAUCACCAGCGGACACAAAGCCGACCACGGACCGGAGUACGACAUUUGAAGCGAUGGCUCCGCAGUGAAGAACAAGAAGCAGGCGCUGAAAGCCAAGCAGUUUUGUCUUGCCCCUGAAUCCGAUCUACAUCCAAUGCAUCUGCAGCUUGGCCAAGAGAUACAGGAGAUGCGUCUAGCGGCCGAUCGACGUUUUCGAAUCCGAAGCUGUCCGAUUCACUCGUGGUCAGCGUGGUAGUGAUUCGCGGAGGUGUCGCAAUGGUCCUUUGCGAGAAAUCAUGUCAGUUGCCCUUCAACACCAGAUGGCGUCGUUUUACCUUCCAGUUGUUCCAUCUCCAUGAUGGCGUUGAGAACGCAAUACCUUUCUUUAUUUUUCUGUAUCGUUCUCGUGCUUUUCACGCUUGCUCAAUUUAUCAUUGAUUAUGAGCAAGCUACCCAUUCAAAGCACACUUUGAGAAUGUAAGACGUUACAAAACUUAACUUGGUCGUUCAGUAACACAAUGUCUCCCGCUCUUCAAUGCAGUUCAACGAUCAGUACUGUAGAGUUCUCGCGGAAACACAGUAACGUUCAGCCAACACCACUUGCUUGCAUGACGAACACUUAAGAGAUCCAAAUUCAAACCAGGUAAGGUCUGCGAGAUUGAAUUACAAAGAUAGUAGAAGAUAUUUCCAAAAACUACCAAAUGGAAAUGCAAGAUAGUCUUAAAUGGCUACUUCAUUCAGGCGAUCUCACCUCUAACACUGAAGCAUGACCUAUCAGUGCAAUUUGCUAGGUAAUAUGUAUAUAUGAUAAUAUUCUCCAGGGAAGGCGAUGGUUACUGUUUUUGUGUUUUAACGCAUUCGUUGCGCUCGACUACGGCGAUCGAUAGGUUAUCGUGGAGAAUUGCCCAUCUCUAAUCAGAGUGGACGGAUGCACUAAAUGAUAACAGAUUUAUAUAGGCCAGGUACAGAUUCGCGUCACAUUUGCGUGGUGGUGUGUGUUGUACGACUUGAUUGUUUUUUUCUUUUUUCGAUGAGAGUUUGUGCCGUUUUCACGACACAGCAUUGUUUCUACUGCUGCGAUAGCAUCCUCUAUGCUGACACAGCUGCUUCAAUCGGUAAAUAGCCUUCUGCGCUUUCGCGACAAAGAAGGCUUACAUGCACUACGUUAAAAUGCGUGACACUUUUGUACGUCACAUUAGAGUGAGCAUCGCCACGAUGUAAGUGGUACCCAACCUUCAUGAAAGCAGCAUGUAUGAGCGUUUAGAGGACUGCGAGUUGAUCCAUCAACCUAGUGAGAGCCAAGGACUCAAGCUCUUAAAUUUUCUACAUAGUCAUAGAAGCAACAAGCCGUAUUGAAUAUAUGCGUAUGGUUCAUGCAAACAAACGUAAUUAAUCAUUGUCUACGCAUCAGAAUUGUUUUCAAUUCACUCUACUCUAAGGUGAAAUAUUUUUUUCUCGGGGCGACCAGUGAUCUCUUUAGUCAUCAAGAAAUCAUGGAACCUACAUUCAGUAUACGUAUCGUUAUAUGAAGCUACAAGGUAUGCUUUAUGUAGGUAGCGUCUAACUUUAUAGCGCAACUUAUUGCCUCGCGAGGACCAAGUAAAGAGAAGCAACGGUUAGGCACUCACCCAUUAUUAACUUCAAGAAGUUGGGUAUGCAUAUAAUCGUUUUAAUGCCUUUCGAAGACCACGUUGGAAUUACAUAUCAAAAUGUUUUCCUAAAAAGCUUUAAAAAAGCCAUCACAGACGUCUCGCGUUUGCUCAUAUUUGAGGGCACUUAUCUGGGAAACAACUUAUACGAGUACUGGCACGACAUGGUCAACUGUUGUUUGUUCGAACUAAAGGUUGUCGAGCCCAAAAUUUAUGCGGUAAUAGCAGCAAGCCUUAGAGUGGUUUAAAUAAUUUGCUAUAUGAAUUCUUUUACGCAGCCAUUUGGUUUCAUUUGCAAGGAGGUGUAUGCACCAUGUUGGAGAAGUAUGGGAGAGGCCUUUGCCCUGCAGUGGGCUUAACCAGGCUGUUGAUGAUGAUGAUGAUGUAUGCGUCGUGACGUCAAGGCUAAAGAGCUGGUCACGUGGGAAGAGCGCAAGGUGCCGUUUAGACAUUCACUCUGCCUCGCUGGGUAGUCUGCUGUGUUGCAACUUAUUUUGAGACCCGAUGUAGCAGCACAGUAGACAACCGAGCGAGCCAGAGCAAUUUCCAAAGCGCCAAAAUGUCCUGCUCUCACGUGACCACCUUCUCAGACUUGACGUCCCGACAAACCCACAAAUUCUCGAAAACGAAACUGAAACUGUCUCGCACAAAAGGUAAUGUAAUAAUUGAUUUAGUGUGCUCUGGGGGCUUGCUACUAUAUUUUUGCACGGAUGUUGGGGUGGAGUACAUUCAUUUAUUAAAACAGUUAAUAGUCGAUGUAAAGCCAGUACUUCUUUGAUGCAGUGACUUUUUUUCGCGCGUACGAAACUCCUGAGCAUUGCCCAUCUCGCCUCCCUGUGCACCAUGGCCUGGUAUAGCGUCUUCGUACAGACGUCCACCUUGUAUAAAGCAUAUGAGUGAAUAUGGUAGUGUUUCUUUAUAUGUUCUCAAUCUUUAUUCUUCAGUGUGCUUGUUCUUUCGUAUAACAUGAACCUUCUUUCUUUAUGAGCCAGAGCUACAAUGAUUGUCACCAGAAAAAUCAUGCUUAAAAUGUAUACAGUUCAAAUCAUGGCCUAUUAUAGUCAAAGAAUGUCUGUGCAUUAAUUAUGCAUCUUGUACACAGUUCAAACGUUUUCCUACUUCGUUGAAGUAAGUUAAGAGAGCGGGGGUGAUGCAAAAUAAAUUAGUGAGUACUCGCAUCAUUUAUCGGCUAUAAAUUAGUAAAUUCGGCCCUCAAAUAAAUAGUUUUAUAGAAGAAGCGCCACGCUAAGAUUCUUUCCGUCAGUAUAAACUCUAUAUAAAACAUAUAUUUCGAAAAGACUUUCUCAUGCUAACGCAAGAAAGGCUUUCGACUCUAUGCCAGAACAGUUACUUAUUGUGAUAAGGAGCGACCUAUUAUUGUAUUAGGUCAUUGUAAAAUAGUCCCUUAUCGAUUUUUGUCAGGUCAAUUCACUAAGCCUACUUGAGUGUGCCAAUACAAAUUUCCGAGAACGUAACUGUGAAAAGUGAUUAGUGAUCCAUCUAUUAACGAAAUCACAACCUCAUCUUUCCCCAUAGUUAAGGAAUUCUGCGAUGUUAUGCAUAAUACUUAUGUUAAUAUUUUCGGUAUAUCUGCUGUUUUUGCCAUUCUCGUCUUCUAUAAGACGCAUGAGGUCAAGCACCUGGUCAGGCGCACUGAGCAUCUUUUGUCCCUGGCCGUUCAGUUUCCUUAAAGGAAGAAACUGAAAAUGCUGAAUAUACAAACAAGCGACAUCAAGAUACCCUAUACGAUUUUAAUAACGUUGAUAGCACCUGGUAUUAGUAUGGUAUACUUCUUAAUUCGGCGUAUUUUGAUGUGGCAAUUGCUUAGUAACUACUUUGGUAAAUGAGCUGUUGCCAGAAUAAUUAUUCAUUUGAGAAACGUAUUCAGCCGGGCGCAAAUCUUUCGCCACGUAUUGGCCAGAGGUCACUAAGCGUACCAAUGGGACGUUCAAUUUUAUUUAUUGAGAAUAUAUAUACACCGCUCUUAAGAUGCUAUUCGUAAGAAUGGUAUUUCCUAGCAAUUGCUGUUUUCGCGGUCAGCUUUUAUGCUUUCUUAAGAGAGACUACAUUGCAUCGCUAUUGCAGCUUUCGUAUGCGAGCUUACGUAGGCAUGGGACAUGUUCUAGUAAUUGUUAAUAAGGUUGCGUUAGCCCACAUAAGAUAAUAGACGGCCCCCGUCAGUGCUAUCUAGAGCACGGCAACAUGGCGACGUGUUGCGGGCCAGCGCCUUCUGCAGCGACCUGUGCUGAUUUGAAGGCUUUUACUCCUGUUACGCGUGAAAAAGCCAUACUGUGUGGAUGGCCCUAGUCAAAUGCUGCCCCAGAAACAACUAACUAUACCGUACCUUUUUUAUGGUAUACUAUUUCUGUACCGUUCUUAGUAAAGCGUGAUACAGAUUGUCUAAUCAUUUUCUUCCCCGGCCUUUCACGAGGUUAGUAUAGAGCACGUGUGCAAAUAAUUUAACUCCCCGUGUUACAUUUCUGAAGGGCCAUCGCCACUAGCCGUUAACUCAAUAUUCAGCAUUUCGCUCUACUCCUGGAUUUCAGUGACUGCUCGUCGGGGAACAUUAGCACCUCGCCAUGGAGCAAAACACUGGCGGUCGUCUAUUCUCGCUCCUACAUUAUCCGGCAUUUUAGCGGUUUUCAUCGUUUUGCGGUGACAUAUACAGGUAAUGAUUACUUUUAGAACCUCAUGUGCGAUCUCAGACGCGAACUUGCUGCAGAGGCGUGCCGCCAUACAUAGAAUGCAAUCGCACAUGUGAAAGCUUUCUUUCUCUUUAUCCUUUUUUUUUUUGUUCAGCGGAACCGUUGGCCCGAAGUCAUAUACGAACACUCAUAUAAAACCGGGGAGGUCUUCCGCACGUAAACACUUUGUUGAGGACAUAGCGAAUUUGUUGUCCAUUACAGAACGCAUAUAACUCUUUCGUCAGGGGAUAAAAGGGAAUGUCGAGGGAGCCAACGUCCUGCAAAUGAACUUCGUCACGGUGGCAAAUGCUCUUCUUAUCUUUGUUUAUGUAACGCGUAGCGAGUGUUUGUGUACGCGUAGCUGGCUCUGCCCCAUUCUGAAUGAUUUAAGAGGCGCAUACCAAACUGGCAACUUGAGUAGGGGAAGGCAAGCCCUCUUGUCAUAACAUUUACCUCUGGGACAUUCCUUGCUUGCCCAUUGUUUAUUAUUUGAAACUCACAUGUCUCUGUGAACAUUAGUCUUGUUUUGGUUUUGAUAUCUGAUUAGAUUAUGGCUUGGCAUCUGUUACCAUUCUCCCUGAAGUAAGCUUUUCUUACUGUGCAAAGCCACUGCGAGAGGUGACUAUCAUCCCAUAGAUGCUGGAGCGGCAUACUUUUUUGCAGUAGCACUGGGUCUACAGUUGUUGGAAGUCUGUAGGUUGAGGUGACAGAAGCUUUAAGGGCCACCCCAGCAUGCAUACUCCGUAGGGAUAUUUCCUCCACCUGAGAGAGGUCACAGUGAAAGUAGCAGACAAAGGGAAAUUGGGGCACAACCUCAUGCUUUAAUCUGUUGUGACGAAGGCUAUAAUGAACCGUUCCAAAAUUUAUUUCUUAAAUGUCCAAGCUUAUCUGCACCUUCUUUGACGAUUUGUGUGGCUGUUCCUCUUUUUCUUUGUAUGAGACAAUUUUCUUUUCAUGGCUGAACUGAGAAGCCGUGCGACAGAUACGACAGAGUACUUGUAGAUACUGUGAAGGCCACUGAGAUCAAACACGUCCUCUAUAACUACCGCCGAAUCCAACCUGAAAGACUACGGUUAUUUUGUACGAGACAAUUUAUACUCAGAGUGUACAAAUAACGUGAGCCAUAUCUGUCCCGUUUUCACCUUGCACGAGGCGGUGACAUUUCGUUGCCAGCUGCGAUUCUGAUGAAGAAGGUUGUUUUGCUUCCGCAUUGAAGCAUGCACAGCAUAUGUACAGUGCGAAUCGCACGUGUCUAGAUAGGUGAGCCGACAGAUGGAGUCGCCACCUUUUGCGAAAAAAUAAAAACUUUCAGGCCGAUGGUGCAAUAAGACCGCACAUGGUCAUUCCUAAUGUUGUCUGUAUGACGUUGCAGCUUUUUAGACUUCCUACACGUGCUGCCGAUGCCAGCCUCCUGGACUGCAGCGCCACUCUUCGAGGGAAGUAGUCGCUGCGUUUAAAAGACACUCCAUGGUGAUGCUUGAGAAGCGUGGCGUCAUCUUCAGUCGAAGGGUUGUGCUGCACUGAAAUCGGCGAAGUGCAGGAAGGGCUUCCAGUCGAGGUUAGUAUUUCAAUACAGGGGUGGAACCGGUUAAGCGAAGCCUCACCCAAUUCGUGGCAUGCGCUAUUGUACAGCCUUUGCAGCACGUGGAAACUGUCUGUUUAAAAUGAACACCGGCCAGCGGAUACCGCGGUCGCGUAGAAUCUACUGCAAGAUCGGCGUCUUCUGCUCGCUAUAGGCUAUGUGGUUUGGUUCUGCUGCCAGUAAGCUACAGCGCGCAAAGCCUUACUUGCUGACCAGGCAAGCCACUCGGCCUCUCUGGACAGGCGCGAUUCACACUGUACGAACGUAGCAAAUCGGGUUUUGGUGGCACAUCGUUCGUGCAUACAAUAAACUCGUACCUCCACCCUGCCACCGAGCCCCCCGGCUACUCACACGCAGUGUUUGGCGAUCUUAACACGCCAGAAGUGUUAAAUAGACCAAUUGAAUUGCAUACUUGUUAACAAGCAACGCACGUAGAAAAGAAUCGCGCGAGACCGACGCCACUGUGAGAAAUGUUGACCAAUGAUGCUGGACCAAUAAAAAAGAUGCUGUGAGAGAA